Messenger RNA from Symbiodinium pilosum, 906 nucleotides. The record is from the annotation of a GenBank genome assembly. Lineage: Eukaryota; Dinophyceae; Suessiales; Symbiodiniaceae.
AUGUCCCUUGGGGUUGGGGUCUUCUCCCUGCCGACGACCAUGAAUGCCGUGGGCUGGGUCUUGGGCGUGGGCCUCUGCUGCUACUUCGGGGUCCUCUCGAUGGCGCUUAUGUUGCUGCUGCUGGGGGUAGUCGAAGAGCGCAACAUCAGGUCCUGGGAAGAUCUUACAGGCCUUGCUCCAGUGGCCUGUAGCUUGAGCCGCGUGAGCCUCUUGCUGUCCCUGCUGAUUGGCAAUGCCGCCCACAUGCAGACAAUUUCGGGGAUGCUCUUCGACCUUAUGACGUACUUCGUCACAGAUGACUACGGCGAGUACCACUUUGGCGUCUGGCAACGAGUCACCCUGCUCUUCAUUUUCCUUGGUGUGGCCAGCCCGUUCUGCUUCACCGAAGACCUGGCAGCCUUGCACUACGUCGGGAAGAGCGUUGCCGGCGUCGUACUGCUGCUCUGCGCCGCAGUCGCUGUCAGUAGUUGCAUCAUGCUUGCCCGGGGAGAGGAAGUGCAUAGCGACCAGGCCACCCCUCCGGUGAGUGGUGAUUUACAAGUUCUCCUGUCCACAGCGCCCAGCGUCUGUUUCGCGUUCACUGGCAUGUUGAGCUUCUGGGAGGUUUUUGCUGCGCUGAAGCAGGGCGUGGGGGUGGAGCAGGCGCUGCCUCGCAUGAAGAAGACAGUGAUCCUCUCAGCGGGCCUAGUGCUCGUGGUUUACUUAAUAGUGUCAGGCUGCUGCGUUCUGGCGUUUGGUCAGAUGGCUGGGAAGAUGCACAAGGGCAGCGGCUUUGGCAAUGUGCUUUACAACUUUCCCAUGGACAAUUACCCUGUCACGCUGCUUUGCGCGGCCUUAGUGGUCGUCAUCGUACUGGAAUACCCUGUGAUCAACUUCCCGUUGGUUAGUACCUGUGUCUGCACAUGA